AUGGGAUCUGCCAGCGUAAUAGUCAUCGUCGUGGGAACAUUGAUCACAGGCGCUGCCAACUCGCUCUUCACCAAGUACCAAGACAACCAGUGUGUGAGACAUUGCAACAAUCCCGAUGUUACUAAGCAUCGUAACUUCGAGCAGCCAGCACUCCAGUCGCUCCAGAUGUUCGUGGGAGAGUUCUGCAUCCUUUUGGUGUACUACUUGAUGUACAGAACCAAUCUCUUCAGAAGCAAGAAGGACUACACUCCCAUUGGUGACGAGGACCAACUGGACGAAGACACCCUGAUUUCGGUGUUCGAGAACGUGCAAUUGGCCAUUCCUGCCAUCUGUGACUUGUGUGCCACCACCUUGUUCAAUAUCGGCUUGGUGUACGUGCCAGUGUCCAUCUACCAGAUGACUCGUGGAGCCGUGGUGUUGUUUGUGGCGAUCAUGUCGGUGCUUUUCUUGAAGAGACGGAUCUCCAAGUUGGAGUGGAUCGCAUUGGCGUUUGUAACUAUCGGUGUGGGAGUCGUUGGGGUCAGUGGCUCCAGUUCCCACUCUGACGAGUCCGCAGAGGCCACCAAGGAAAGUGCAGCCUUGGUGUGGUUUGGCAUUGCCCUCAUUCUGUUUGCCACCAUCAUCCAGGCGUUGCAGUUCGUGGUGGAGGAGCACAUCUUGAGCAAGAAGGCCAUCAGACCCAUGAAGUUGGUGUACUGCGAGGGUUUCUAUGGCAUCGUGACCAUUUCAGUGGUGCUGGUGAUUCUCAACUACGUGCUUGGAGCUGUCCAGUCUCCAGACAAGUUCAUCGACUCCCCAUUUAACAUUGGCGAAGCAUACUCCCAAUUUGUCCACAACAAAGAGAUCUUUUCCACGUCCAUAUUGAUCAUGAUCUCCAUUGCUGGUUUCAACUUCUUUGGCAUCACCAUCACCCACCUUCUUUCUGCAACCUCCAGAUCCACUGUUGAUACCUGCAGAACCUUGAUCGUGUGGGCACUUGCCAUUUUCAUGGGGUGGGAGAAGUUCAAGUUGCUCCAAUUCGCCGGGUUUGUUAUUCUUGUCUUUGGAACUCUCUGCUUCAAUGGGGUCAUAAAACCCGAAGAAUGGCUGUGGAUCCCCAAAAGCUUGAAGACUGAGGCGUCGCCCAGAUUACUUGAAGAAAUCGAGGAACCCAUCGAGAGAUUUUGA
Messenger RNA from Suhomyces tanzawaensis NRRL Y-17324, 1167 nucleotides. RefSeq lists its product as uncharacterized. Gene Ontology annotation, cellular component: intracellular membrane-bounded organelle; Golgi membrane. Bases 1 to 1167 code for a protein of 388 amino acids. Lineage: Eukaryota; Fungi; Ascomycota; Pichiomycetes; Serinales; Debaryomycetaceae. Gene Ontology annotation, biological process: pyrimidine nucleotide-sugar transmembrane transport. The record is from RefSeq and is a predicted model, not a curated record. Gene Ontology annotation, molecular function: pyrimidine nucleotide-sugar transmembrane transporter activity. The transcript has a single exon.